AUGAAUCCGAAUGGAGAUGACGAAACAAAGGACAAGAGAAAGUCCUUUUCCCGGUCUGAAGCCGUUUCCCUCGAGGACGAUCGUUCCAAAGGGCCGAUUCGACUGGUCAAUUCACAGACCAGACCUGCCUUGAAGAGUUCCCAAUCAAAAGGUAAUUUUUAUGCGAUGAAAAGUUAGUAUCGACUGGGGAUAAGAUGGGAGUAACUUUUUGUUAUGCAUAUCAAGUGAAAGUGUCAUGUUUUUGGCUGCUUGAUAGGACAUUUUCAACUUGCAACGUUGAUAUGUUAUUGGUUGCAGACUCUUCUGGCUACACAGAUGCUACCGGAAUUGAUCUUACCUUGUUUAUAAAGGAGACUUUGCAUAAGAACCAGAAGGACAGACAACAUGUGUUACAUCUGGAGCAAGUUUUUUGUAACUUUCUGAACGAUCAGACAAAGAAAGUGUACGAGUUUCCGAACAUGACCUCGUACGACCGUAUGAUUGUGCACAGAGUAGCUGCUUACUUUGGUCUCGACCACAAUGUUACCCAAGAUGGACAGUCCGUAGUGGUGACGAAGACAGACUACGCUACUGUGUAGGUUAACGUUUACUUGGGCAGGGGCUGAGCAGAAUUUUCUUUAAGUAUAGUGUUUGUUUGGUUAUAUUAUUUACUUGUGACCAAUCUUACUAUAUGGCUUCAGCCCUGCGGUACCAUUCAAGAACUUGAUUGAGAACGACAUGUUCACGGAGAAACCUCGUCGUAACUCCAGUGGAAGAUACGGUGCAAAGAGCUUCCAGAAGUACCCGGAGUUUGGGGAUGGUGAUCCGAGAAGAAGAACCAAGUCAGUGGACAUUCCCUCUGGCAGUGUCUACUCGCCAGUCCCAUUCUACACCCAGUCCCAGAUGGUGCUUCCGAUGAAUAUUUUGGGGAAUCUAGACGGUAGAAAGAAGAGAAUGAACUCCCACUCCUCUACUGCUUCUGAAUCCACCUGUGAACCUACCGACCCCAGCCAGUUAAUGAGCCCGAUGAACAUCUACCCUCAGGGGUAUGCUUCUGCCGUUCCUUACGUUUAUUCCGCGAAUCCGUUGAUUCUGCCUCAGGGCGCGAACUUUGCAUCUGGUGCCACAGUAUACUAUCCGAGUGCUUCGAUCCCCUACAACAUGGGAAACUCUCCGCCGACUCCCUACUAUAUCUAA
Molecule: messenger RNA, 1176 nt
Organism: Bursaphelenchus okinawaensis
Lineage: Eukaryota; Metazoa; Nematoda; Chromadorea; Rhabditida; Aphelenchoididae
Source: the annotation of a GenBank genome assembly